Messenger RNA from Acaulospora morrowiae, 242 nucleotides. NCBI's taxonomy places the organism in Eukaryota, Fungi, Glomeromycota, Glomeromycetes, Diversisporales, Acaulosporaceae. The record is from the annotation of a GenBank genome assembly.
UUUGAGCAUACUUAGAACUACAGUUAUGACAACCGACUCCGGUUUACAAGCUGACAUUGAUGGUGGAGUAAACAUGAUGACAGAUGAUGGUGGUCCUAAGAUUUUUGAAAAUAUUUGUGGCCCUAUGAUGAUGGUUAGUAAUAAACAUGACGAAUGGGUGGAUAAUACAUCAAAAGAUUAUAUAGAUUCCAAAAUUGAUGUGAUGGGGUCUUCUCCGGGAGAAAGAUACGUAGCCACUUGGA